GCCGUCGUCAUCGUCACCUCGCGCACCGGGCGCGUGCACGCCGCGAGGGGCCGCUGCAAACGCCCAGCCCUGUGCCCGGCGCGUUGCGCAUUGGUUCACCGCAGCGUCCCUGAGGCUUCGUAGCGUCGUUCGACGGCCGCGCAUCGUUUCCGGCAACCUUUGAGGCGACUCAAGGGCCACCCCGUUUUUGACCGAAGCACCACCCUGUUCUGACCCAACCGUCAAAAAGCCACAAGCAGCCCUAGAUCGCGAUGGAUGAGUUCACGCCAUUCGAGACGCACCACGACUCGCAGCAGUCGUCGCUGCUGUCGCAGCAGCACCAGAAGUUGGACAGCUCCAUGGACGACCUGUUCAACGGACCGAACCCGAUCGGUGGGGGCGGCUGCACGUCAUUGGAAGGAGACAUAAACCUGCUGGAAGGAUCGGCCAGCCAGUUUCCCGCUGAUCUACCCCCGAGCAAUUUCUCUCUGGACGACAUGAUGAGCCCCGACGCACCUUCAAGGCCGCCAGCUGUGCCCAAGGAUGAGCCGGAGACCAUACGCAAGUGGCGCGAGGAGAUGCAGCGGCACCUGAAAGAGAAGGACGCCCAGGAAGAAGUCAAGAAGGAAGAGUUGCGCCUUAACGCGCAGCGCGAGCUUUCGGACUGGUACGCGCGCUAUAACGAGUCCGUGACCAAGUGCCGCUCCGCCAACCGGUCUGCGAUGAUGUCCGACUGGCUGCCCGGCAGUGGAGCCAGGGACGGUGGGCCCGCGCCGGACAGGGUGCCCGAGUGGGAGAAUAUUGCGCGCCUCUGCGACUUCAACGCCAAGGCGUCGCGCAAUGCGAAGGAUGUGUCGCGCAUGCGCGCCAUCAUCCUGCAGCUCAAGCAGAGCCCGCCACCAGGGGCACUGGGCGUCAUCUCGCCGGUCAUCUCGAUGUGACGGGCGAAACCCCGGCUUCCGAAGCAAAGCGCUUGCUGCUGGUCCCCACUCGUAAGCAUGCUGCGGCUAUUGGAGCAGCGUGGCCUCUACGUUCCCGCUACCACAAUAGACGGCAGCGCUUCGAUCGGCUGGCUCCUUGUUCUGUCCACGUGUGGAAGAAAUAAAAAGAGGUUGAAAGUUUGCGAAGGCAGUUGA
Dermacentor andersoni is the source of this 1115-nucleotide messenger RNA. Its product is annotated as clathrin light chain-like. The record is from RefSeq and is a predicted model, not a curated record. Gene Ontology annotation, biological process: intracellular protein transport; clathrin-dependent endocytosis. Gene Ontology annotation, molecular function: clathrin heavy chain binding; structural molecule activity. NCBI's taxonomy places the organism in Eukaryota, Metazoa, Arthropoda, Arachnida, Ixodida, Ixodidae. Gene Ontology annotation, cellular component: clathrin coat of trans-Golgi network vesicle; synaptic vesicle membrane; plasma membrane.